Geodia barretti is the source of this 2758-nucleotide messenger RNA. The record is from the annotation of a GenBank genome assembly. NCBI's taxonomy places the organism in Eukaryota, Metazoa, Porifera, Demospongiae, Tetractinellida, Geodiidae.
AACGGAAUGCUGACCAAAAAUGCAAAGUUUACAAAAUUACUUACAAUCUUCUAGCUCGUGAUUGGAUCAUCAGGACGCACUCAUGCGCACUUUUUAUGGGGCGCGCGACCGCGGCCCAAUCGCAGAGCUAGCUGGGCCGCCGGGCGUCAUCUUCAUCUUGAACCGUAGCUACUGAGAGACCAGCAGGAUAAGACUGUCGUGACCUACAGCACGAGAAAUGGCCGCGGAAGGCCUUCUCGCCGAGUAUCCAGAGCUGCGGCCGUUCGUCCUCCCCAACGUGCGGCUCACUGGCGUCAGAAUCGGCGCCGGAGCCUAUGGCAGCGUCGAGGAGGUGGCCGUGCCUGGAGCCAUCUGCGCCGCCAAAAAAAUCCACGACAUCUUCCUGGACCGCUCCGAGAUCCCCGCGGCCGAGAUCCGCAGAGCCACCGCCCAGUUCGUGAGGGAAUGUCAGCUUAUGAGCACCCUCGGCCACCCGAAUAUCGUCAAGUUUCUGGGCGUCGCCUUCUUUCCCGGCUCGCGACUGCCAGCCCUCGUCAUGGAGCGACUGCUGACGAGCCUUCACGACUUGCUGGACCCAGAAACGGACCCGCCUCCCCCGCCCAACACGCCCAAGCCGUUCUUCCCGCUCAGCCUAAAGUGCUCGAUCCUGCACAACGUGGCGUGCGGUCUAGCCUACCUCCACGAGCGAUCACCGCCCGUCAUCCACCGCGACUUGUCGGCCAGAAACGUUCUCCUGAACUCGGGGAUGGUGGCCAAGAUCGUGGAUUUGGGCGUGGCUCGUAUCGUCCCUCGUAUGAGAACUGCAGCCACCAUGACAAAGGGACCUGGGGCCUCAGUCUACAUGCCUCCAGAAGCCAGUGCUCCUGCAAAAUCGAAUGCCCAAAAGUCAAAGUACGAUGCCAGUAUCGAUGUCUUCUCUCUUGGAGUAGUUUCCAUUUUCACAAUCGGUGAAGUCUUCCCCUGCGAUCCCGUUACUGGAACCUAUCUCGAUGAAGAAACUGGGUUGCUAGUAGCUCGCACCGAACUACAGCGACGCGCUGAGUACAUGCGACACGUGAAUGGGCAACUCCGUGCCUGUGGCCAGCUCCGUGGGGACCACCCUCUCAUUCGGCUGAUCCAGCAAUGCCUGCACAAUGGUCCUCACAAGCGCCCGAGCAUUCGUGAGGUGCUGCGUCUGUUGGAGGAGGCCAGAGCUGGAGCCAGGGACAGCGGAUGGGAAGAGGUGCAAGCUGCUCAGACCCAGCCCAGGAACCAGAGUUCUGAGAGAGAUCUGCAGUCUCGUGUGCAGGAGCUACAGCAACAGCUACAGCAACAGCUGCAGUCCAGGAACCAGGAGAAUGCAGAUCUCCAGUCAAGCAAUCAGGAACUACACUCCAGGAAUCAGGCCAAGGACAGGGAGCUAGCUGAGGCUCGGCAGCAACUGAGACGGAAGGAGGAAGAGUUAGCUAGACAAGGAGCAGAGCUGACAAGAGCAGAGGAGACUAUCAGGAGAGAACAGCAGCAACUGAGACAGAAGGAAGAAGAGCUCCAAUCCAGUGAGAGAGAGAAACAGACAGUCAGACAACAGCUCAUCAGCUCACAGAGACGGGAGACUGAGUUAGUGCAGGCCAAGGACAGGGAGCUAAGAGAGAAGAGCAGUCAGGAUGACUAACAAGGAAGGAGAGAGAGUUAGCUGAGACUCAGCAGCAACUGAGACAGAAGGAGGAACAGCUGCGAUCAAGUGAGGCUCUAGUGGCUGACUUCCAGAAGACCCUCCAGCAGAGAGACUCAGAGCCAACUCAGAGGACAAAGACCCAGUCUAGUCUUCUACCAACAGCUGUACCACAUUCCACACAAGUCAAUAUUAAACCCAGAAAGCUCACUGUGCAGUGUCAUCGUAAGAAGACAGCACCAUGUGAGAAUGAUGAGAGGAUCUUCAACAACUGAUGGUCGAUUUGCAUACUUCACCCCACGUGACUCCAACUCAGUCUACCAAUAUGAAUGUAGUACAGAGAAAUGGGAGGAACUUCCUUCAUGUCCAUAUCACAACUCUGGACUAGUCAUCAUUGACAGGGAACUAACUGCUGUGGGGGGAGAGGAUGGAUCUCGUCGUACUAACAAACUAUACACACUACGACAGAGGAAAUGGGUUGAGAAAUACCCUCCAAUGAACACUGCACGUUCCGACACUGCUGUAGUUAGUACAUCCGAUGGUGAAUACCUCAUUGUGAUUGGGGGGAUGGUGGUGUUAGUUGGACUGCUACAGUUGAACUAUUUCAAGUGAAGAGCAGAAGAUGGUACCAACUAACAGACUUACCACAACCUCUCCCCUUCCCUUCAGCCACAAUAUGUGGUGAUCUAGUACAUGUGGUAGGAAAUGGUGAUGACGGCUACUCGUGUUCUCUUGCAGCUCUACCAUCCAGUGACAAACCAAUCCCACCACAGUCAAUACCACACCUCAUAUCAUGGAAACCUCUCCCUCCUCUACCAGUGAAUACUCAACAGCUGCCACUCUCUGUGGACAGCUAGUACUCAUUGGUGGCGAGCGAUGUGGGUCACCAGUCAACUCCAUUCACCAGCUAGUGGAUGGACAGUGGGUGGAGAUUGGCUCUAUGACUAGUGGUAGGAGCGAGCUGUUUAGUAGCCAGUCCAUCACCUGACAAGAUCAUCAUAGUGGGUGGAGUUGGAGCAGAGGACAGUGUUGAAGAAUGUGUUGUUGUUUAGUUACAAGUACACUUUUUUUGCAAUGCUCAUUGUACAGUAUAAUUACAACAAGUUG